AUGUCGACGCAGCCUCUUCUGCAGCGUACGGCGGGCAAGCGUAUUGCGCUUCCCGUUCUCCUCUCGUGGCUCAGCUUCACCGUGACCCUCUCGGCGCUCGCCGCGGGUCUGCUCAACUUCGGUGACCGCGUCGGCCGUGUCAGCGCUGCGCUGUUCAGCUUCGUCGCCAUCGCUAUCAUGCUCUACGCCCUCGUCACCUACCACUGGCGUGCGAACGCGAUCCGCAACCGCGGCAGCGGCCCUUACGAUGACCGUCUCGCAGGCCCUACGGUGCUCUCGGUCCUCCUCCUGACGGCGAUCGUCGUCAACUUUGUACUCCGCUUCAACGAGUAA
This is a messenger RNA of Malassezia japonica, 333 nucleotides long. RefSeq names its product GTPase regulator Nrf1 (gene nrf1). The transcript is spliced from 4 exons. Gene Ontology annotation, cellular component: fungal-type vacuole membrane; vacuolar transporter chaperone complex. NCBI's taxonomy places the organism in Eukaryota, Fungi, Basidiomycota, Malasseziomycetes, Malasseziales, Malasseziaceae. The coding region runs from base 1 to 333 and encodes 110 amino acids. The record is from RefSeq and is a predicted model, not a curated record.